AUGACCAACAUUACCGACAUUGACAAAUGCAAAUGUUCUGCAAUCAGCUCAAAAAAAAAGCCUUAAAGACUUUACUAUAUAUUUUCAAGAGAGUAAUGACAUCUCCAUUGUUUAAUGAAGAUGACAUUGUAAAGGAUAUUAUUGUUCAAAGUAACAGACAUUUUGAAAGGUCUUUGUUGAUUAUUUCAAAUGGGAGGUCAAGUACAAGUGUACAUCAUUCUAAUGUAACAUUGAAAGUGUAUGCUUCUUUUGGUUCUUUAAUCAAUGACCAUGUUAUCAAUAGAAUACGUAUUCAAGCCACAUUUUUUGUAAACAAUGUAUUUAAUAAUGUCCAAUAA
Cokeromyces recurvatus is the source of this 338-nucleotide messenger RNA. RefSeq lists its product as uncharacterized. NCBI's taxonomy places the organism in Eukaryota, Fungi, Mucoromycota, Mucoromycetes, Mucorales, Mucoraceae. The transcript has 8 exons. The record is from RefSeq and is a predicted model, not a curated record. The coding region runs from base 27 to 338 and encodes 103 amino acids.